AUGUCCUCCGGCUUCGUGUCUGGUGGCACUGUCGACAAUCCCGUCGAACGUGACGACGAAUGGCACGCUGCCCAGAAGGAGCUCGCUGAGAAACGGCGCCAGAAGGAACUCCAAGAGAAUGCCCACGACGGAAAGAGUCUCUACGAGGUCUUGCAGGCCAAUAAAGCGGCCAAGCAGGAUGCCUUUGAAGAGGCAAACCGCCUGAAGAACCAAUUUCGUGCUCUCGAUGACUCUGAAGCCGAAUUCCUCGACGCCGUCCUCGAAUCUACGCGCAAGCAGGAGGAGACCAUCCGCAAAGAUACACUCGAGCAGUUAGAUCUGUUUCGUAAGCAUCAAGAGGAAGUGGAGCGCAAAGCCCUUCUCGAACAGAACGCUGGUGACCCGGUCACCGCAGAAGGAGCCCCGCAAUGGGGUGUUAACAGGAAGAGGAAGAAGGGCAAUGAGAAAGAUGGUGGGCUCCUGAGGGGUGCUAAAUCGAGGAAGGCCAGCUCUGGUGCUGCAGAAAUGGAGCCGAAGAAAGCCGUGGCAGACGAGCUGGACAGUGACAAGAAGGCCAAUCGCACAAAAGAGAAAACUGUCGCUGGGCGAGGAUCAGAUUCAGUCGCUGGAAAGGAGGCGGUGAAAUCUCCACAAGCAUUGAAACCUGCCGGCGCAGCAUCUCCACCAGCAAAACCAACAGUUCCUUUGUCACUAGGUUUGGGAUAUGCGUCGUCUGACGACGACGACUGA
This is a messenger RNA of Aaosphaeria arxii CBS 175.79, 729 nucleotides long. RefSeq lists its product as uncharacterized. The record is from RefSeq and is a predicted model, not a curated record. NCBI's taxonomy places the organism in Eukaryota, Fungi, Ascomycota, Dothideomycetes, Pleosporales. The transcript has 3 exons. The coding region runs from base 1 to 729 and encodes 242 amino acids. Gene Ontology annotation, cellular component: nucleus.